CGGUUGGGCAACGCGUCGCGGGUCCGAGAUGACGUGAUGGAAGUUAGUGACGACGUCCUGACGCGCGACGUCAGGACUGUGGCCGACUUGGAAGCCCUGUAUGCAUCUAAGACCGUCGUUGCGACAACGUGUCUCAGCUUGGCUCAUCCAAUGUUUGCCAGAGGCAGGAAAUUUGACGUUUGCAUCAUAGACGAAGCAGCGCAAGCCCCUCAACUUGCUGCAAUUGGCCCGCUAUUCUUUGCUGAAAAAUUCGUUUUGGUCGGUGAUCCUCAUCAGCUGCCUCCUGUGGUCGUCAGUGACUCUGCC
Notodromas monacha is the source of this 306-nucleotide messenger RNA. NCBI's taxonomy places the organism in Eukaryota, Metazoa, Arthropoda, Ostracoda, Podocopida, Cyprididae. The record is from the annotation of a GenBank genome assembly.